Gadus morhua (Atlantic cod) is the source of this 1304-nucleotide messenger RNA. RefSeq lists its product as uncharacterized. Lineage: Eukaryota; Metazoa; Chordata; Actinopteri; Gadiformes; Gadidae. The transcript is spliced from 2 exons. The record is from RefSeq and is a predicted model, not a curated record. Bases 69 to 857 code for a protein of 262 amino acids.
CUUCCGCUUUUUAAUACUGCGUUUCCGCUUGUAAACACCUGUGCACUUCUGAAAAAAACAAGGAAGCAAUGAAGCUGGUCAAUAUUUUUUUGCUGUGGUCUGAGCUGGAGGAGGACUCCGAACGACUCCAUCGGCGGAGGGUUGAACGGAGGAGACGACGGCUCUAUUGUCGGAGUCUCUGCCAUCACAAUGUCGAGGCCAGGCAUUACUGCCAAAUCAGUGCCACCGUGCCGGUGCUGCAGCGCUUCUUCCAGGGAGAGGACACCCGCCCUGAUUUCAGGCUUAGCCAGCAGGCUAUCCAGGUCCUCCUUGGGGUCCUCCAAACGGAGCGACAGCACGGUUGGGGGCCCACCAUGGAGACCCUGGUCUUUUUGUUUUGGAUUGCUACUGGCGCAGCCUAUCGGGUUGUGUCCAGAGCUUUUGGCAUUCCAAUGUCAUCUGUCCAUAGAAUGGUGCAUAGCAUUGCGGAGGAGGUGGUAGCUGUCCGGGGCAGUUUUAUCAAGCUGCCAUCAAAUGAUGAGGAGGUCAAGGCCAUGGGGGAAGGGUUUGCCCUGCUGGCAGGGCACCCUGCUUUCGCCAAAGCAGCUGGGGCCAAAGACGGGUCCCACGCCUCUCAACCAAACACUCAAGGAGAGAGAAGAAACGGUCAAACCGCUCCCUUGACUCCACCUCUCUCCUCUCAUCCGCCUGCCGCUGGUAAAGGAUAUCCUCCCUCACCAGAAGCAGGAAGGGAUCCUCCCUCCCUCUUCUCCCUGCUCCGGCCCCUGCUGCACCCGCUGCUCCUUCCCCUGCGGCUGUCGCUGUGCUGGCUCCUGCUCUCCCGCCUCUCACCACCUCAUCCUCCUCCUCCACUCUGACCCUUACCUGGCCUGGCCUGGCUGGGAGAGAGCCCACUACCACUGGCGGUGACACGGCUGCUGAGCUGCCAAUGAGCUCGUCCAUUAAGGCAAACCAGCGCCAUGUCCCUGCUGUGGGCCUGCCAUCCUCCGUACCUUGACCUGAGGCAGGGCACAAGGUUACAUACAUUGAGGUUACAUUCAUACAUGGUCACAUGCAUACAUUGAGCAAUGUAUGUAACAAGGUUACAUACAUUGGUAUCCCCAUGUACCCCAACGGUAUCCCCCUGUACCCCAACCCCAUUGUAUGUAUGUUAUCAUCAAGGUGAAAUGUAUAAAUGUAUUUUAUGGAUGUUCUUUAUGUGCCUAUGACGAGAAAUUAAAAUGAGAAAUGACGGAAAGAAAAAAGAAUUUCCCCAAGGGGCCAACUAAUAAACAAACUAAAUUUAUUAUUCUUUCUCUGAUCUA